Schizophyllum commune H4-8 is the source of this 1216-nucleotide messenger RNA. Its product is annotated as pyridoxal phosphate-dependent enzyme, beta subunit. Lineage: Eukaryota; Fungi; Basidiomycota; Agaricomycetes; Agaricales; Schizophyllaceae. The transcript is spliced from 4 exons. Gene Ontology annotation, molecular function: cysteine synthase activity. Gene Ontology annotation, cellular component: cytoplasm. Bases 64 to 1161 code for a protein of 365 amino acids. The record is from RefSeq and is a predicted model, not a curated record.
CCGCGGAUGUGAAUAAAGUCAGCGCGCUUUCUCUCACCAGCACUCACCUUGUCCUCCUUAACGAUGUUGGGAGCCCUCCGCGCCGCUGCGCCCCGUGCUGCUACGUCUCGCAGCCUGACCCGCGCGUUCCAUAGGAAUGCGCCGGUCGAUGGCUUCAAUGGCGCUGUCGGGAACACGCCCCUCAUUCACUUGAAGACGUUGUCCGAGCUGACCGGUGCGACUAUCCUCGGGAAGGCGGAGUUCCAGAACCCGGGUGGUAGCGUGAAGGACCGCGCUGCGUUAGGCAUCGUUCGCGAUGCGGAGGCUAAGGGUCUCCUCAAGCCCGGCGGGACCGUCGUCGAGGGCACCGCGGGCAACACGGGCAUCGGCCUCGCGCACGUCUGCCGCGCGCGCGGCUAUAAGCUCGUCAUCUACAUGCCCAACACGCAGUCGCAGGAGAAGAUCGACCUCCUGCGCAUGCUCGGCGCGGACGUGCGGCCCGUGCCCGCGGUCGCGUACGAGAACCCGGCGAACUACAAUCACCAGGCGCGCGAGUUCGCGGAGGCGACGCCGAACGCGGUGUGGACGAAUCAGUUUGACAACACGGCGAACGCGCAGGCGCACUAUGUGACGACGGGGCCGGAGAUUUGGGCGCAGACCGAGGGGACGCUGGAUGCGUUUGUGUGCGCGACGGGGACGGGCGGGUCGUUGGCGGGGACGGGGCGGUACUUGAGGGAGAAGAGCAAUGGGCGCGUGCAGAUCUGGCUGGCAGACCCGCCGGGCUCCGUCCUUGCCAGCUAUGUCAGCAGCGGCGGCAAGCUCAUGGAGCGCGAGGGCGGCUCGAUCACGGAGGGCAUUGGCCAGGGCCGUAUUACUGACAACACCGCGACUAUCAUCAAGGACGUGACCGGCGCCUUCACCGUCCCAGACACGAAGAGCAUCGCCAUGCUCUACCAGCUCCUCGACUCUGAGGGCCUCUACCUCGGCGCCAGUUCCGCACUGAACGUCGUCGCGGCGGUCGAGGUGGCACAGAAGCUUGGGAAGGGCUCGAAGGUGGUCACGCUCCUGUGCGACGGCGCGUACAGGUAUCAGAGCCGCCUCUUCUCGAAGGCGUGGUUGAAAGCGAAGGGGCUCGAGGAUGCGAUCCCGGACCACUUGAAAAAGUACGCAGUGCUGGAUUAGACACCAUCUGUAACGGUCUUGUAUAUUAUGGGUAUCCACAUAUUUCUAGAGGUCA